This is a messenger RNA of Solanum dulcamara, 1251 nucleotides long. RefSeq names its product cytochrome c oxidase assembly protein COX11, mitochondrial-like. The transcript is spliced from 8 exons. Gene Ontology annotation, molecular function: copper ion binding. The coding region runs from base 219 to 1082 and encodes 287 amino acids. Lineage: Eukaryota; Viridiplantae; Streptophyta; Magnoliopsida; Solanales; Solanaceae. Gene Ontology annotation, cellular component: mitochondrial inner membrane. The record is from RefSeq and is a predicted model, not a curated record.
CAGUUAGGGCUCAGAGCCUUAAGACCUCAGUCGCGACUUGCGCGCUCAUCCGACGACGACUUCGACUUCACUGCUGGAGAGUUCGAGACUGCUCAGUGCCUCACGCCUCACUGCUCAGUGACGAUUUCAUGGUUGAAGCUCUGAACUCAGAACUGAAGCUCACGAUUUCUCAUUGUCUGCGCUUGCUGCCGCCUGGGUAGCUUCCAGUUUUGCAGAAGAUGUCACUUUUCAGGCUCUCUAGAAGAGUCAAUCCUUUACUUUCUUUAAACAGGACUCAUCAUUAUCCGCUUUCCACAUCCAGGGAAUAUCUUGAAAUUGUAGUGUCAAAAGAUAUAAAUAUUGGGGCAAUCAACAAUAAAUAUGGACAAAUCUUUGAUUUUGGAUAUCGAGGUUUCACAUCAAGAUGUGAGCUUAACAAAUCUACACUUCACAACUGUAAAUGGCCCUCCCUUUUGAGAGGGCAGAGUACAGUUAGGUCUUGGCCAGUGUUGAAUCUUCGUCAUCAUUAUGUAACUCAGGCUACUGCAACAGAUAAUAAAUCAAGGAAGAUGCUCUUUUAUUUGGUGGGUUUAGUUUUUGCUAUGGUAGGGGCUAGCUAUGCUGCAGUUCCUCUGUACAGGAGAUUCUGCCAAGCCACGGGAUAUGGAGGUACAAUUCAACGUCGGGAGAGUGUUGAAGAAAAGAUUGCCCGACAUGAGAAAGAUGGAAGAGUUACUUCCAGGGAGAUUGCAGUACAAUUCAAUGCUGAUGUAGCAGACGGGAUGCCUUGGAAGUUUAUUCCAACACAGCGUGAGGUAAGAGUAAAACCAGGAGAGAGCGCUCUUGCCUUUUACACUGCUGAAAAUCGAAGCUCGACUCCUAUUACAGGUGUAUCAACAUACAAUGUAACCCCCAUGAAGGCUGCUGUGUAUUUCAAUAAAAUACAAUGUUUUUGCUUUGAGGAACAGCGAUUGCUUCCUGGGGAGCAGAUUGACAUGCCUGUUUUCUUUUACAUUGAUCCCGAGUUUGAAACCGACCCCAAAAUGGAUGGCAUCAACAAUUUGAUCCUAUCAUACACAUUCUUUAAGGUCCCGGACAAAUAAAGAAUUAGCUUUGUUUUCGUGGCUGACAAGGAAAAGAACAGUGAAAACAUUGUUUCACCUGUAGUUUGUGUUAUUACUGGACCAAAAAAUUCAUUUAUCAUCCUACUACAAUAAUUUAAAAGAGAACAGACAAAUAUGAAUGUCUACAACAAUUGUAGCCUUUUUCUUA